CAGCUUCCGGGGCAUGCUAGUAGCCCGCCCUUAACAGAAGAUGUUGGCGUGCAAGUGAUGGUCGAUAGUUUGGAGGUUGGCCGUAUCUCGCAUAAAGGUGGCCUGUGGAACUACCAACUCUACUCCCAUUGUGGUGGAAGAGAACCAGCGAUCCAGGAGAAAUUGUAGCUCCGGGGAUCGGAUACGACGAUGGGGAUAAGUGGAGAGCAAGAGGAGCGAGGGAGCCGGAGCCAUUGACCGUAGUUCUCUCUUCUCCUUCUGCCUGAAGCUCCUCGAUCUUCUGGGGAAUCUGUGGGAUAGGAUUGAUUGAAAAAAUCGCCCUGUAUGCAACGGCAUCCACAUUACCACGUGCUACAUCUAGGUAUUUUGCUGGCCACUAUGUUUGUGUUAGUAGAAAUGACAGAUACAGUGCGAAUUCCUCCAUGGCAGUUUGAAAGAAAGCUUAAUCAUGCAAUCACUGAAGAGUUAAAUAAGAAGUUGGCCCAUAAGGUUGUGUAUAAUGUUGGCCUCUGUAUCUGUCUAUAUGACAACAAGCUGGAGGAUUCCUACAUAUUUCCAGGAGAUGGUGCAUCACACACAAAAGGUUUGACAACUAUAUCUAAGUUUGAUCUCUUCCGAUUUAUGGAGAAACUGAGAACCACAAGAUUCAGUAUUUUAUUAAAAUAUUUAACUCUAUUUUAUUUUUAUACAUUUAGAUAUGUUGUAUUUCAUCCAUUGGAUGAAAUUCUGGUCGGAGAGAUAAAAGGCUGCAGUCUUGAAGGUGUACAUGUUUCUCUUGGGUUCUUUGAUGACAUACUCAUUCCAGAAUCUCUACAACAGCCUGCCAAAUUCGAUGAAACGGAACAGGUAUGGGUUUGGGAAUAUGAGACUGAAGAAGGAGCGCAUGACCUGUACAUGGAUAUGGGAGAAGAAAUUCGUUUCCGUGUGGUGGAUGAAAAUUUCAUUGAUACAUCCCCAACAGGCCCAAGCUCUGUAGAGCCUACAUCUAGUGGCACUGAGGAGACACAGAAGAAAGAAGCACCCUAUACUAUUGUGGGAUCUAUCAGUGAACCCGGCCUGGGUCUCCUUUCCUGGUGGACUAACAGUUAGCUGAAGGUAAAGAUGGACAGUUACACUGAAAAAGCCAGGAGAUGCAUUGAUCAACAGUUGCAGAAUGGUAACUUUUCCCCCCAUUUCUGCUUUAUAUUAAAUCAAUCUGAUCGAGAUAUAGUAAAUAAAUGAGAGUGCCUAGUGGAAUGUCAUCAAACAGAAUAACUAUGCAUCCUAACUCUGGAACAUGACUGUAAUAAUCCUGAAGCUUUUAUCCACCAGAUCAGGAUAUAAGCGCCUGGGAAUGAUAUGUUAGCUGAAAAGCAAAAGAGAAGAGAAGAUCCUCUAAAUUAAAAAGUACAAAGAAAAAAUAUUCUGAAGGAUUGACCUCAUGCUGCUACAGUUCAUUAUGAAAAUAAAUGAUAAAAAAGACUGAUACUCAAAAAGCACCACUUAAUUUUUUCCCCAAAGGAUGGAAGGCCUGCUUGUUUUUUAAAUUCAGACAGGUUACAGUAAAAAUGUGGUAUAGCUAGGACAAUGAUCAAGUUGCUUCUUCUCAGUUUUGUAACAAAUCAUCAUUUGGAAGGGCUGCAACCACUGGAUAAAAUGAAAAUCUGAUUUUCUGCAAGAAUUGCAGUUAAAAUAGAAGAGAAUAUGUAUGGCUCAGGGAUGAACUGUUGACUCCUUGGUGUUCUAUGAGUUUUGUUGUUAGUUUGCACAAACAAGUAGCAUUGGUGUUAACAUUAUUAGAUGAUACUUAGUUGGGUAAAGUUAUGUUUGCAAGCAAACAAUCAACUCUAUCUAGAGAGCAGCAAGGACUCCGUAUUACCGUCAGAAAUUCUGCUUUAUCCAGACAACAAAGAAAACUUAUCUUUCUGUCUUAGAAAACAUACAACCAUUACUGUUUUUAGCAUAAAUAUUGCAGAAAGACAGAUGGCCUCCAAGGAUGUUCCAUUGAGAAGACAAAAUUUUACAUAAACACACAUACCUCUACAUGUUGCUAUAGCUCUUUUUCAACAAAAGAAAUUUAUAUGGAAGAAACUCCUAUUUGUCACAUGUUACUUGAAACAGCCCUAGACUGUUUUUAUUGCACUUUGAUAGAAAUUAAGAAUAUUAAAACAGUUCUAAUAUAUUAUCAAAAAACAUCCUUUUAGAACACCUGGUUCUUUCUGACUAUUUUCUAACAAGUAAGCAUCCCAAAUUCUAAGUUUUCAUGAUGCUCCAAUUCUGUGUUUGUGCAGGACUUUUCUAUUCUUGGUGUUAGUUUUCUGUUAUAAUUACCAUUGAGAUGCAAUGUUUUGCUUUUUAAUAUUGUGUAAUAUAAGUUGAUAGAAAGUUGUUAAGUGUGUGGAAAAAAUGAAUAAGUUUCAAGUCUAGCUGGUAACUUUACAACUAGGGUUUUUCUCCUACCUUUCAAAGAAAGGAUUUUGGACUAAAAGCAAUGAUUUCCACUGGUAUUAAAUUUCCCACUUUUUGCUUGUUAUUCCUUGAUGUUAUAUAAAUGUAUUUAGAAUUUUUAUAUUAUGCAUCAAAAUUUUGAUACUUUUUAUACAAAUACGAAAUUACUAAGAAUUGACAAUAAUUCUUAUGAUUUUUCUGACAAUUUCUGUGUGACACUUGCUAUUCUAUACCAGAUAUAUUGGACUAUGAUCUUUCAGUGUUUUAAGACUGGGUUCUGUUAAAUUACUUCCACAUGUACCAUAUAUCUGCUCUUCCUUUGGCAGAUUUUUUUUCAUUAAUAGAUGCUCAUUACUAAAUGCAAUCCUUGAAUCUGGAAUAAAUUACUGAAUAAUGUAA
This is a messenger RNA of Thamnophis elegans (Western terrestrial garter snake), 2826 nucleotides long. It is a transcript of the gene POLR3H, whose product is annotated as RNA polymerase III subunit H. Lineage: Eukaryota; Metazoa; Chordata; Lepidosauria; Squamata; Natricidae. The record is from RefSeq and is a predicted model, not a curated record. Gene Ontology annotation, cellular component: RNA polymerase III complex. Gene Ontology annotation, biological process: transcription initiation at RNA polymerase III promoter; DNA-templated transcription.